GCAUCCGGGUUACAGUGUGUUAUUAGUUUUGAACGGUUGUUAUCUAGGAAUAACGAACCUCCAAAUGUCGCGACUGGCCAAUGAGAAUAAAGCAUUAUAACGAGCCGCAUAAUAAUAAAAGCUUAUAAUAAAUGGGUAGUUUCGCCCAUUCGCCCCAACGAAGUUGACACCUUCGUGUCAUUCCAAACCCGUAUGACUUUCUUUCUUCUGCAGAACACAAAGGAAGAUAUUUCGAAGAAUGUUGAUAACCACACAUCAUUGAACCUUGUUGACUUUCAUUGUAUUGACACAAAACCACAGUGACAUUCCUCAAAAUAUCUUAUUUCGUGUCAGUCAUAAACAGGUUUUGAACCGCACGAGGGUGAAUAAAAAUGACAGAAUUUGGGGUGAUCUGUCCCUUUAAAGAACCUGCAGCUUUAAGCAAGUUUUAACAUUCUGAAGAGCGUUUAACUCCGAACAGGCGUUAUUGUGGAAAGAAGUAUAAAAGGCCGUGAAGGGUAAAAACGCUUCUGUUUUGUUGACUAAUGACAGACUGAAAAAGAAAUGCUCUUUAAAAGUAAAGACAACAAACUCAAUUCUCUGCCACCAAGAGCUCGACACUCUGCGCCAAAAUGGUUUGGCACGAGUGUUUUUUAAAAGGAACACCUGCGACGCGGCAGUCAGUCCUUCACUCUCUCACGAACCCCCGCUGGUCAGCGCUGCGCUAUUUGGCAUCUGAUCUUUUGGCCCGCGCCGUCGGACGCAAGGAAGAAAGGAAAUCGCUCAAGACGUAAGCUCGCGUUGCUGCGGUGAUAAAAGAUUUGGUUCCCCCCACACAAUUUGUCACCUGCGUGUUUGUUUUCCCUCCCCGAGUCGAGAGCCCACCUUCAUCCAAAUGAGCUCAUUAGCUGGCAGCGCUCGCGGCGCAGGUUCGAGUAAUGAGCCCCAUAAACGCGGGCGCCAUCCACUAAAUGAGGCCUGUCAUCUCACGUUAGCCGAGUUUGCAUAAAACGCCGGCUCAUUUAAAUGAAAACAUUUUCAUUCGAAACUUUGCCCGGAAAAUGGUUGUUUUGACGAACAAUAUUUUGGGCUUCGGACUGAACUCACGGCCUUGGAAUGUGUAGGGUCGGCUGUUUUAUGUUUCGUUCCCAGGAAGAAAGCGGCGGUCGAGUUUCAAGCUUUGCACGACGUGGACUGUUGUGCCUCUUGGAUGCAGUUCAAAGGAAAGGCUACCGAACCGUUCCUGGUGAAUGAAGAUCCGUCCAGAGGUCCUGGGAUACCGGAGUGCUUCGUCGUAUCCGACUCGUACAGGAAAAAUAUCAGUGUUUGGGACACGGGGGAUGAAUUUCAUCCCUUCAUCGAGGCUUUGCUGCCACACGUCCGCGCCUUCUCUUACACCUGGUUCAACCUCCAGGCCCGCAAGCGCAAGUACUUCAAAAAGCACGAGAAGCGCAUGACAAAGGACGAGGAGCGCGCCGUCAAAGACGAGCUGCUGGGCGAGAAGCCCGAGAUCAAGCAGAAGUGGGCGUCGCGUCUCCUCGCCAAACUCCGCAAAGACAUCCGGCCCGAGUUCCGCGAGGACUUCGUGCUCACCAUCACAGGGAAGAAGGCGCCAUGCUGUGUGCUGUCCAACCCCGACCAAAAGGGCAAGAUCCGCCGCAUCGACUGCCUGCGGCAGGCGGACAAGGUCUGGCGUCUGGACCUGGUGAUGGUCAUCCUGUUCAAGGGAAGCCCGCUGGAGAGCACGGACGGAGAACGACUGGUCAAGUCCCCGCAGUGCUCCAACCACGGCCUGUGCGUCCAGCCGCAUCACAUCGGAGUGUCCGUCAAAGAACUGGACCUGUACCUGGCCUACUUCGUCCACACGCCAGAAUCUGGACAAUCGGACAACUCCAACCAACAAGGAGAAGCAGACAUUAAGCCUCCGCCCAAUGGGCACUUGAGUUUCCAGGACUGCUUUGUGACGUCAGGCGUGUGGAACGUGGCCGAGCUGGUCCGUGUGUCACAAACACCAGUUGCCACGGCGAGCGGACCAAACUUCUCUCUGGCCGAUCUCGACAGUCCGGGAUAUUACAACAUCAACCUGGGGCGCCGCUCCAUAACGUCCACACCAUCCACCAGGGCUGAGAUGGAGUUGUAUGCCAGUCUCCCGCGGAGUUCCAACAAGCGUAAGUCAAUUGAUGACAGUGAAAUGGAGAGCCCGGUGGAUGAUGUCUUCUAUUCGGGUCGUUCUCCCGCCCCAGGAGCGUCUCAACCCAGCGGAUGGCCCAAUGAUGUUGAUGCAGUGCAGCACCAUUUGGCCAGUAUGCAGGAGAGGAAGAUUAAACAUGAAAAUGAAGGCGUGCAGUUUCCUUACCAUGGGCUCUCGUCGCCUGGUUCUCUUAAGAAGCCGGGGAAAUUCGAUUUCAACGCUCUGUCCGGCCAUUCGAGGUCUGCCCGCAUGCCGUUCACCCAUCACCCGCUGCCCAUGCUGGCAGGUGGGAGACCAGCAGGAAGUCCCCGUGCCUCGGCUUCCUCUCUGCACUUCCCCUCUCCCUCCAUCAUCCAGCAGUCCAGUCCGUAUUUCACCCACCCCACCAUCCGAUACCACCACCACCCGGGGCAGGACCCGCUCAAGGAGUUCGUGCAGUUUGUGUGUGCCGACGGAUCAGGACAGUCCAGCGGUCAGCCGAACGGAGGCGGCCAGAGCAAAAUGCCGGGCUCCUUCUUGCUUCCUCCACCCCCCCCUGUGGCGCGUCCAGUGCCCCUCCCAAUGCCAGACUCUAAACCCAGCAGCACGCCCCCCGAUGGUGGACUCACCUCACCCACAUCUCCGUCAUACUCCUCGUCAGGCUCCACAGCUCCCAACAGGUUUGUCAGCAUCGGAUCACGGGACAACAACUUUCUGAACAUCCCCCAGCAGACGCAGUCAUGGUUCCUUUGACGAGACCUGCCUGCAACCUGUCGUCACAAUUCGGAAGUUUUAAUAAAAAAAGGAAACGUCGUAUUCGAAAAUCCACAGCCCCGCCCUCUUGUGAACACGUUCAGCCCUGUUCAAUCUGCCAAUCAUCAGAUGCCCUUUGACCCCGC
Messenger RNA from Triplophysa dalaica, 3048 nucleotides. It is a transcript of the gene nfixb, whose product is annotated as nuclear factor I/Xb. Gene Ontology annotation, cellular component: nucleus. The record is from RefSeq and is a predicted model, not a curated record. Gene Ontology annotation, molecular function: DNA-binding transcription factor activity, RNA polymerase II-specific; RNA polymerase II cis-regulatory region sequence-specific DNA binding. Gene Ontology annotation, biological process: regulation of transcription by RNA polymerase II. The transcript is spliced from 15 exons. Bases 1190 to 2902 code for a protein of 570 amino acids. NCBI's taxonomy places the organism in Eukaryota, Metazoa, Chordata, Actinopteri, Cypriniformes, Nemacheilidae.